Hippocampus comes (tiger tail seahorse) is the source of this 584-nucleotide messenger RNA. RefSeq names its product chromosome unknown C17orf67 homolog (gene cunh17orf67). The coding region runs from base 68 to 340 and encodes 90 amino acids. The record is from RefSeq and is a predicted model, not a curated record. NCBI's taxonomy places the organism in Eukaryota, Metazoa, Chordata, Actinopteri, Syngnathiformes, Syngnathidae. The transcript is spliced from 4 exons.
CUCUCCUUUUGGAUUUCAGUCGAGACCCCAGAGCAAAUAAAGUUUGGGCUGGAAAACAGUGUUGAAGAUGAAGAAACUGGUGGUGUUUCUACUUUGCCUGGUCAUUUUGACCAUCCACACAGAUGCCAACCCCAUAAUCAAGGAAAGCUUUGCUAAGCAGCUUCUGCGAAGCAAGAGACAAGAGAGGCCAAGGACACCAGGCCACCCCGAUGAGCCCAUGAGAGAGCACAUGCUUCACAUGCAGGCUCUGGACCAGAGAGCGCAGGAGACCAACAUGGAGCAUUGGCUCAACCCUCACUGCUACCCACGCUGUGACAGGAACUAUGGAUACCCUGUCUGAUGAUGUGCACGAAGGUCGCCAAGAAAAAGAACAGCCUCAACACGAUUAAAGCGAUGGGAAAUGGAAAGACUUCCUCAAACGGAUCCGUCAAUGAAGCGAAUGGAUAAUACAUAUAUUAUUUUGACUGUCUCAUAAUGCAUGUUCGUUUCUUAGAAUACACGUAUUUACACUUCGUAUCCUUUAUCGUAACAAUGGAAAAUAUUUACUUUGAGAAUGAGUGAAUAAAAAAAUACAUUCAAAACAA